AUGGGACAAACACCAAGUACAAACCGGGCAAAUGACCCCAAUGGCGGGCUUCUGAUUACCCUUACCAAAGCUGACGUCUACAAUCUUUUCUACACAAGAUGCUUGCAAGUGCUAAAACCGCUGGAACUUGCGUUUGUUAGAUUCGUAAUAGAUGAAAACGAUAAAACAACCAUAUCGAAAGCUGACUUGAAAACCAAAUUGAGUUUCGGAAAGGGUAUAUCGCUUGAACUAUGGAAUGAACUAAUGGAUGAUGUUCUUUUUCUAAUGAUGAAGGGUUUGGGCAAGUUUCCGUUUUUGAUGGAUGACAAAGAAGCGAGUGAAUACUUGACAAUUCAAGAAUUUGUCAUUGCAUUCGUUUUCAUGCUGGGGAGAUAUAAUAAAGUGUUGAGUCAGGAUUUUGAUUUUUUGAAAUUAUGGUUUGCGUCUUUAUCAGAAUCACGAAUAAAACAAGUUGUUGAUGACAAGGGGGAUGUCGCAUUGGAGGUGCCUUUGUUACUUCCUUUUGAAGAGUCUGAUGAGAUAAGCCUUAGAGCGAAGAAAGUGGAUUGGAAAAAUGCCCCUUUUUGUUCAUUGAAAGACAUAGAUUCUGAUCUGUUGCAACUAGAUGCGAAGAGCUUCGUUGAAACUAAUACCAUGUUACUCAUUGCCAGUUCCACCCAAUUGCAAAAACGAGGGUCAAUGGGGGCACAAUUCAUUUCACGACUCAAACAAUGGAACGAGUUUGAAGUAUAUGCGACAUCAAUUUUGAGGUUCAUUGAUGUCAACUUGCUGGCAAGUAAAUUGAAUGAGGAGUCAAUUCUUUUUGAUCAGUUCUCAAAGGGUGUUUUGGAUCUUUUGCCCAACUUCUAUCAAAAUAGUUUACAGAGGUUGUCGACAGAACUUUUUACUUCAUCGACACUUGUAAAUGAUGAAGCACAUUCUAGUGAGCUAUUGCAAAAGGGGAUCCAGUUUAAGCCUACCAAACUUGUAUCAGUAGCAACGCUCGCUUAUAUAUCUUCUGUGUUAAAAGGAAUUGGGAGUGAUUUGCAAGUAACGACAGAAAAUGCAGUAAAAUUGUACGCUGGGUCAGAGUCUGGCUUCUCGAUCCGUUCUUUAGAAACCAAGAUCUUCAAAUGGCAGGCUCCCACUUUCUUAAUUGUUAGUGGAAAAAGAAUCAAGCAAAAAACAAUGGAAACCAACAGACGUUAUCAGAACUUUGAUGAAGCAUAUCCAAGGUACUUUUUAAAGCAAGAGAAUCAUUUACGACCAUGGCAGAAUGACAAUGACAGAAUUACUUAUUGCGUUGUGAUUAAAGAACCUUGGCAAAGCUCUAACAAGAAGAAUUUUGGAGAUACAUCUACAGUAAUUUUAUCGAUGACUCCUCGUGCUGAUUGCUACAAAAGUAUUCAUAGUGAUGUGACGAAAGGAAAGCUGAUAUACUUCAAUAACCAGGGGAUGGGUUUGGGGUUUGGUAAUUUGCAACCAUUAAACAAAAAUGGUCAUCAAAGAUACUACCCAGGAGAUGUCUCCUUGACUAUAGAGGCCAAUUUAGAGUUUGCUGUAUUUAGACAUUUGGUCCAGCUGAAAAACAAUGCCACCAACUUCUUUAAACCAUCAACUCAGGUCCAGCUCGCCAAUGAGAAUUUUGAGGAUAGGUUCACCAUCACUGAUCUCGAAGUAUGGGGUAUUGGCUCAAUGAAAGAAUUAGAUGAACAAAGAAAGCAAUGGGAGUGGGAGGAAAAGCAAGCCAAUGCUAGGCAAAGUGUGAAUGUACGAAGUAUGGGUGAAGAAAGAGCAUUUUUAGAAAUGGCAGGUUUAGUUGGUAAUCACGGUAGCUACAAUCGAUAA
Messenger RNA from Lodderomyces parapsilosis, 1827 nucleotides. RefSeq names its product TLD domain-containing protein. The record is from RefSeq and is a predicted model, not a curated record. Bases 1 to 1827 code for a protein of 608 amino acids. The transcript has a single exon. NCBI's taxonomy places the organism in Eukaryota, Fungi, Ascomycota, Pichiomycetes, Serinales, Debaryomycetaceae.